Molecule: messenger RNA, 2697 nt
Organism: Cutaneotrichosporon cavernicola
Lineage: Eukaryota; Fungi; Basidiomycota; Tremellomycetes; Trichosporonales; Trichosporonaceae
Exons: 1
Coding region: 1-2697 (898 amino acids)
Source: RefSeq, a predicted model, not a curated record
AUGCCGAACAUUACAGUCGUCACCUCGCCCGAGUUCCGGCGCCUCCGCUCUCGGUCCGCCGAGCCGCCCCGCCCGCCACACCCAGAACCCAAACCCAAGCCCAAACCCAAGCCAGACCCCAAGAUUAAUAGGUGGAACGCGGCCGAGCCACUUGCCCGGACGCUCUCCCAGCCGCAGCCGCAGCCGCAGCCGCAGCCGCGCGCCGCGUCCUCGCUGUCUGUCAGCGGGUUUGAGGCAGAAUGGCCCUCGCUCUCGCGCCCCACGAGCGCAGCCAGCGGAGCGAGCAUGGCGGGUGGCAAGGUCGCAUCUUGGAACCCGUCCCGAUCUUUAUUUUCACUUUCACUUUCGCGUCCAGCGAGCGCUACGAGCCGGAGGGCGGCAGGUGGAGCGAGUGCGAGUGCGGGUGCGGGUGCGGGUGGGGUGGGUUGCGAGGCGGCCUCUGAAGCCCCCAUCACAUCGCGCGAGGAGAACGUAACAUUGCGCGAGGAGAAAGCCAUCCCAGCCGCAGACGCAGCCGCAGGCGCAGACGAAGACGCAGCCGCAGACAUCCGCCCACCAGCCCACGACACUCCCCGUCUACCCGACACUCCUCUACCCCCCGACGACACUCGGCACUCGCUUUCCCCCGACGACCCGCCGCGCGCGCGCCGCCCCUCACCAGUGUCGCCCACCCCAGUACGGGGCAGGUUGUCGCCACUUACACUCAACGGCAAGGGCAAGGGCAAGGGCAAGGGCUCCAAGUUAACCACCAAGGGGCACGUCACGCGUCCGCCUCUGAGCGCCAGCCUUGGGAUAUCAUUAACAACGCACACGCAUUCGUCUGUCGAGUCCUCGGAGAAAGAGAACAAGUCCUCGGAGAAAGAGACUUGUGACACCGUGUUCGGCCCACCGCACCUCAUCCAUCCCCAGCCCCGCUCGGCGCUGUCGCCGACGAUCCUCAACUUGCCGUCCACGCCCGUGUUCCAGAUGCUGACGACCGACGCCACGCCGCCAAAGGAUGGGUCAUUUUAUCCCGACCAGGAUGAGAACGACCAGGGGGAGGAAGCGGAGGUUGACACGGUAUCCCUCCACCCCCCAAGUGCCACUCCCAACCCCGCCCGGGAGAGAGAGAGCGAUAUCGACACCGACAUCGACAUCGAAAUCGAGGCUCUACCUAAGCGGUUCACCCCCGACCCCGCCGCACCCGAGUUCGUGCCGUCGCGCGGCCGCCAGUCUCGCUCCAGAAACCCCUCGCCACCCCGUCUCUCGCGCUCCACGACCCAUCUGCGUCGACGGACGGCUGUGCCACCCCGAGCAAGGUCCUAUGGGCCACGCGAGAUCCGACAAAGUGGAGACAUGGCCUACCAUCCUCAAUCAUCUACUCCGCUUGAGCAGCAGAUGCGGUUCCCGAUGCCGUUCCAGACUGGGCCGUUCCAGGACUUGCACCACAACAACUCGUAUCCUCCGAACGCUCACCAGUCAAGCUUCCCCCACCACAACGCUCUGAACGCUCACCGCAACAUCCACCACAACAUCCCGAACACCCACCGCAACAUCCACCACAACAUCCCAAACACCCACCCACACCCUGCCAACAUCCGGCCUGGUCCGCUCGCAAACUUUCCCCACGGCCCAGCUGUCCCUUUCCGGUAUGCUUACCGUCCCCCACGUCCUCUCCCUCCGCUGCAGCACUUGCUCCAUCAACCCCAGCAUCAUCUCCAGCAUCACAGAGGUCCGCCCAUUGGCGGACAUAGGUUCGCGCCUCCACCCGUUCGCCCGCCACCUCGCCUGCCCCGCAACGCUCGACAGUUCCCUCCGGCUCCUCCGGUCCCUCCGGCCCCAACAGCCUACCAGCUCCCAACUGUCCAACCACCCCCGCCCCCACCCCGCCUGCGUGUGCGCAAGGCCCACGACUACGCCCGGCCGGCGCGUGGUGGGGCUCCAGGCUCCGUCCGCGCUCCCGGAGACAGCUGGGACGGGAGUGGCUGGAAUCCGUUCCGGCCAAACCCUGUCUUUGACACCCCAGGCUUCCGCAUAAACCACACCACGCGCGACCGGAUUGGCGUUCCCGAGCAAUCCGAGCACAUGGCGAUCAAGGACGUUUGGAAUGUCAUCGACUACCUCGUCUCCCCGUCGACAAACACCGUGCUCGACACGCUCUUCAACCACCCCGAAAAGCUGAUGCACCACCAAAGUGUACGCGCCCUCGCUUCGGGAAAGGUAGAAGCUUUCUGGACGUUACGCACAGAAAUCGCGCAGGCCAUCUCGGACCCGCUCCUGUGCCCUAGUAUCACCCAGGCCGCCAUGGUCCGGAUGCAGCUCCUCCUCGGAGUUGGCGUGUCACCCGUAGACGACGAGGUCGUGGUCACAGUACCGAUAGCGUUCUGGAAUGACGGGGAGGGAUUCGUACGCGCUGCCAACACGCUCGCGCGCGUCGCAGUCGAGAGUAAAGGAUGGGCCGGAGCGUGGGUUGAUCAGAGCCAAGGCCUGCCGCUGUGGCUGGUAAAGUGGAAGGAGGGGGGAAUGGAGCGCAUGACGUAUGAUGGGACUCCGGGACUUCGGCGCACAGGUAGGAUGGACCAGCGCCUCCAUGAGGUUUUGGCACGAAUCGGCAAGGAGACCGAGCUGCUCCGCCGCGCUUGUGGCAUUGUCGACCAGGGGGAGGGGGUGAUUGGCGUCGAGCGGCCCAUACCUGUUCUCCCGCUGGUCGCGGAGUAG